Indicator indicator is the source of this 369-nucleotide messenger RNA. RefSeq lists its product as uncharacterized. The record is from RefSeq and is a predicted model, not a curated record. Lineage: Eukaryota; Metazoa; Chordata; Aves; Piciformes; Indicatoridae.
AAGAAAGAAAGAAAAGAAAGAAAGAAAGAGAAAGAAAAAGUAAGAAAGAAAGAAAGAAAGAAAGAAAGAAAGAAAGAAAGAGAAAGAAAGAAAGAAAGAAAGAAAGAGAAAGAAAGAAAAGAAAGAAAGAAAGAAAGAAAGAAAGAAAGAAAGUAUCUCUCCUUGCAAGCUCCUAAGCCUAGCUGUGCAUAUUUCAUUAAUUAUAAUUUGGAGGAGAUGGAGAGUUUCUUUGAGGUGACAGACAAACAGCAGGAUAUCAUGAAUAUGUAUUGGGUGGCUGAGAAAAAUAAAUUAACAGGGGCCAUCCACUCUGGUGACCCACUUAGGCUGUCAUUGAUGAGUGUGACAGGAAGGUUCUCUAAGAACUGA